CAGCAGCUCAAGCAGCUCGACGGCGCCGAGAAGAGAAAGCUGGCGGCGGCAAAGGCGGAGCACGAGCUGCUCACGAGGUUCUCGGCAGUCGCGCGGCGCAACCAAGACGAGAAGGUGCACGACAACCACAGGAUCGAAAUCAAGGGUCAAAUUGCCAUCGCCAUGGGGACUCGCCUGCGCAACUUACCGAGCGAAGUCCAAAGACGAGUAUCACUUCCAGUGCCACCGCUGCGACGAUGGCAAGGCGCGCAUCUUCUUGCACACUGUCAAAGGGACCACUACUUCACUUGCGCCGCCAACGGAGACCAGUCCGACAUCGCGCACAUCGUUGGGGACCACAGCUGCGACGGCGGCAACGCGCGCAUCUCCUUGCAUUUUCGUUCUGCGCAGUUCGCGCCCACGCAGAAGGAGCCCGAGAAGUCGCAGCAGGAGAACCUCAAGGCGGAGCACGAGCCGCGCACGAAGCUCAUGGACGAGGCGCGGGGGGGCACACUCAAGAAUGGCGCUGCCAACAUCGCUGGAGCGGAGCAGUACCACGAGAGGCGCUACGACGAGCCCUUCGCCGACAUCAUGCGCCACGGAACUACGCCCCACAGAGUGGAACAGUACCACGGGAGGCGCUACGACAAGCCCUACGUCGACAUCAUGCGCCGCGGAGUGGAGCUGCCCCGCGGGAGGCACUACGACGAGCCUUUCGCCGACAUCAUGCGCCACGGA
Messenger RNA from Prorocentrum cordatum, 717 nucleotides. The record is from the annotation of a GenBank genome assembly. Lineage: Eukaryota; Dinophyceae; Prorocentrales; Prorocentraceae.